Messenger RNA from Thermothielavioides terrestris NRRL 8126, 3165 nucleotides. RefSeq lists its product as uncharacterized. The record is from RefSeq and is a predicted model, not a curated record. Bases 1 to 3165 code for a protein of 1054 amino acids. The transcript has 3 exons. Gene Ontology annotation, biological process: DNA-templated transcription; positive regulation of transcription by RNA polymerase II. Gene Ontology annotation, molecular function: zinc ion binding; sequence-specific DNA binding; DNA-binding transcription factor activity, RNA polymerase II-specific. NCBI's taxonomy places the organism in Eukaryota, Fungi, Ascomycota, Sordariomycetes, Sordariales, Chaetomiaceae.
AUGCCGGCACCCGAAGGCACCCCGCCGUCCCCGGGCCUCCCGCCGUUCAAGCGCGCCCGCCAAUCAUCCCCCGAUAGGGACUCGCCGACGUCGUUGCCGUCCGCCGGAGCAUCUUCCCCGGCGGACGGGCAACCGCAUGACGGGCCGCUGGGCCACAGCCACGACGACCGCGGCAGCGGUGCGGCGGGCAAGGCUGGGCAAAGCAGCAGCUUCCGCAACGUGAGCGCCUGCAACCGGUGCCGGCUGCGCAAGAACCGCUGCGACCAGAAACUGCCGAGCUGCGCGAGCUGCGAGAAGGCCGGCGUCGCCUGCGUCGGAUACGACCCCAUCACCAAGAGGGAGAUCCCGCGCAGCUACAUCUUUUACCUGGAAAAGCGGGUCGAGCUGCUCGAGGCCCUGCUGGCCGCCAACAAUGUCGCCUUCCCGCCCGCCCAGGACCUCGAGUACUGCUCCAAGUCGGGCAUCGGAACGAGCAGUGUCCGGUCGCCCCCCGACGCCGCGCCCUUGGGGUACUCGGAAGGGGCAGAGGCAGCGAGCAGCAGUGGGCGAGAGAGCAUCGGGGAUGGCGGCGUCAGGCCCCAGGGGGCUGCGUCGCAAGGCGGCUCCAACACUGCCGACAACCGUUAUCUCAGGUCUGCAUCCGGCAUAUCCUUCGCGCGAGUCGUCUUUGCCGCGCUGCAGUCAUCCGUCUCGGACCAGAAGUCGACCUCGGAGAAGGGCGGCGUGCGGCCUUACAGGCCGCCCCCUGGCGGAAAUGACCGGCCCACCACAUCGAUGCGGGACUCCUUCUUUGGCUUGCAUACCAAGCCGACCAUCCACCCCGCGACCUUUCCGGACAGGGCGCUCGGGUUGAGGCUGGCCAGCCUGUACUUUGAGCAUGCUAACCCUCAGAUCCCGAUCCUGCACAAGGGGGAAUUUAUGGACAUGUUCGAGCGAGCAUAUGCUGACGAGGGGCAAGUGCGAGGCCCGCGGGAACUUUACGUGCUCAAUAUGGUGUUUGCCAUCGGUGCGGGCGUCAUCGUCGGCGAUUCUAAGGGUGCGCCUCCGCCCCUCGCAGGGGCUGAUCACCCAUCCUCAGGGUCGAAGCACUGCCAGCCGGAGGAGUACCACGCCAGCGCGAUUGUCCACCUCGAAGCGUGUCUCGGGAGUGCCGGCGGUCUAAAAGACCUGCAGGCGGUGCUGCUACUGGCCAACUUCGCGCUUCUGCGGCCUGUGCCGCCAGGGUUGUGGUACAUUAUCGGCGUCGCAGUGAGGUUGGCAGUCGACCUGGGACUCCAUUACGAAGACGGAAAAGAGUUCGAGACUAGUCUUGGGAGCGACGCGCCAGCGCCGCAGAAGGAGGCAGCGGCUAGGGAGAAAGGGGCCAGGGAGUAUGUCCGCGAUCUUAGGCGACGCCUUUGGUGGUGUACCUACUCCUUGGACCGCCUGGUCAGCAUCUGUGUCGGCCGACCGUUCGGCAUCUCCGACCAUGCCGUCACGACCGAGUUUCCCUCGCUCCUGGAUGACCGGUUCAUCACGCCCGGCGGCAUCAUUCAGCCGCCACCCGAGAUGCUGCGGCCGACAUACAAGCUGGUCGCGUACCACUACUUCCGGCUCCGGCUUCUCCAGUCCGAGAUACUUCAGGUCUUGCAAUUCCGGCAAGCCCAGAGCGCCCGGGCGAGCGGGCAAAACCAACUGAACCCGUACAUUCACGCGGACCUACCCUCGCCGUUCCUGUCGAAAUUCGACUCGUUCCGGUCAUGGCGCAUCGAUAUCGACCGGAGGCUGUGGGAGUGGAAGAAUUCGGCGCCGAAAAAGCAGGACACGGGCGUGGCUUUCUCGACCGACUUCCUCGAUCUGAACUAUUGGCAGGCCAUCAUCAUGCUCUACAGACAGAGCCUGAGUGUGCCGACGGUCUUCGAGGGUGAGUAUGACACGUCGAAGGAGGUGAACAGCCCGGUCGUGUACAACGCGGAGCUCCGCGAGGACGAAGACCGCGUCUACCUGAAGGUUGCCGAGGCCGGCCAGAAGGUCCUCCGGCUGUAUCGCCAGCUGCAUCGGGCGGGCCUGGUUAACCACACGUACCUCACCACGCACCAUCUGUUCGUGGCGGGCAUAGCCUAUCUCUACGCGAUCUGGCACUCGCCCAUUGUCCGCAGCCGCCUGUCUAUGGAAGAAGUGGAUUUUACUGUUCUCGCCGCAAUGUCUGUGUUCACGGAUUUCAUGGACAAAUGCCCGCCCGCCGAGGCCUGCCGAGACGCAUUCGACCGGACAGUCAAGGCCACGCUCAAGAUGGUCGACGCAUCCGGCGGCUUCGGCCUGCAGCACCACCCCGGGCAACACAGCGGAGCCGCCAAUUCCGGGAACAGCUUCGAUAGCAAUCGACUGAACUGGAGUUCUGGGAGCGGCAGCGCCUCCCUGUCGAACAGACCUCCCCAAGCUCACUACCGCAGGCAUCAACCGUCGUCGAUAGACAUCUCAAAUACGCCCUCGGAUGCUUACUCCAACAGCGCCUCGUUGCCAUCGGCAUUCCAAACGGGCGCACAGUACCGCCUGCCGGGUGCUCCCGCAGUCAAGACAGAACCUGACGCCUUGUCCUUGACGCGCAGCCUUCCUGUGCCACCACGGAGCAAUGCCAGCUCCGCCGACAACAACAACUUCAGCCCCGUCACACCCGACGCCCCCAUGGCCAUAGACGAAACCGUGAUACCCUCGCCUACGACUACGACACUGCAACAACAACGACCACAGCAGCGAUGGCCUACGUCGCCCAGCUCUCUCACCGCCGAGAUGGGCCCAUCGGCCCCACUGGGGCCCGGCACACCUACAACAGGCGGGUUCCUUGCCCCACGGCAACCACAGCAGCAGCAGCAGCAGCAGUUGAACUCGGGCGCAAUGUCCUUAAGCGACCUGCAGGGCAUGGAAUUCUUGCAAAGCCUCAAUAACAACACCAGAAGCAGGGGAAGCAAUGACGCGGGAACGGGAGCACCGCGCGCCAGCAUGCCCGGUAACGGCGACGCCGACGGCGGCGAUGCCGUCAUCGCCGACUUCAGCGGCCUGGCCGAUACCCAGAUGGACCUGGGCUUCGGGCUCGGCUGGGAAGGGCUGCAUCACGAUUUCACCGACGGCCAGCCGCUCGAUCUGUUCGAUGGCUUCUUCUUUGGUGGCGGGCAGGGGCAGGGGUAG